CAGAAGUGCGCACAUCCCAGCAAUCUCCCGCCCUUCGACGACAAUGCUCACGUCCGUCGUCGCCAAGUUCACCGACUCCCACCUCGCCACGUACGUUCAAUGUCACGCCCGCACCAUCGCUUGCAUUCUUGCACUCUCGGGUGUGACUGUUGUCCUCGUCCACACCGAACCGUGGAAGUUGUGCCUCCUUGCAGUCGCCGGUCUCAUCUUGCUUCCAGUCAUGCUCCAACACAGCUUCUUGGUACAUGAACAGAAGAAAAGUAGCACACAUUUCGUCGCAGGAUGCGGCGUCGAACUCCAAAACACGCCCAAGAAGGACGAACAGGUGCAACCCGUCGUCAUGGACCAAAUUGUACUGACCAACAACCAACCUGUCCCGCCGCUUCUCGAUCCGUCCUACAAUGUGACGUUUCCCCUGCCGUGUGUUAUGCCGGCACUGCCCAUGGACGGACGAAAGGGUCUGAUGCCGAAGAACGUGCUCCAAAUUCGCGAAGAAAUGUUUGCUAAGGCCAUGGGAUCUCUUCGCUCACUUUCGCCUCGUAACCAACCUGUCGUGCAUCACUUGGACCUGAUCAAGUACGCGGAAGAGAUCGACGAACUCGAGUCGCAAGUGCUUUAAUCGAAACGAGAAGGAAUGCAUGAUCACUGGUAUAGUUUGAGUGCGGUGAAACCUCUAACACUACCCUCUCCCUUCCUUUGUAUUUCCGCCAUGGAACCAUACGAAGCAACUGCAUUCCACGCCAAUUGCAAGCAAGUGUCUGCCCCUCCACCGCGUCUACAACUCCUCCAGCGGUGAUAUGUCGGCAUCCGGGUUCGACCUCGUCCAUCCAUCCACACGUGAUGAAUAGGGAGUCGAUUACACUCUUACCGACCGUGGCUACACCC
This is a messenger RNA of Aphanomyces invadans, 885 nucleotides long. RefSeq lists its product as hypothetical. NCBI's taxonomy places the organism in Eukaryota, Oomycota, Saprolegniomycetes, Saprolegniales, Verrucalvaceae. Bases 44 to 619 code for a protein of 191 amino acids. The record is from RefSeq and is a predicted model, not a curated record. The transcript has a single exon.